AUUCAUCAUAUAAAGGAAUGAAAACGAGGUCGCUAUGUGGAGUCGUUUAUCUAGUGAGGACUCACGAGUCAUGGAUUAAGGCCAUAUGCGUACAGAAAACACUCGUUCGAAUGGUCAAGGGACAGCCGUUGGAACAGCGUUGUCGCGAAGGGCUCAGCACAAAAUAGACGAGACUGGCUAAGUGCAGUAAAACAUGAGGAUGAGGCGUUGGUGGAUUCUUCUGAUUGUGUUAGUUGCGCUGUGCGCUGCUAUCAGCAUUGUGUGGAUGUGCGGCGAGAGACUGGCGCGGCUGAAAGCUCAUCUGCCUUUGAUUGGGCCUGCAAAAAGUCGAGAGCUGCAAAAGCCUUUGAAAGCUAGCAGUGCCUUGAAAUACUUGGGUAAACCCAGUCAAGCAUCCGUGUUAAAUGUGAAAUAUGAAACAAUUAAACACCCCAGUGUCGACACCAGGAAGUCACUAGUAAACUCCAAAAACGAUUUCAUAAUCGUUACAGCUUCAGACAAAGACAGCUUCAAUUCACUCUCAAAUCUGGUGGGUUCCAUCCACUUUUGGGAGCCAAAGACAAAAAUAAUCAUUUACGACAUUGGAUUGGAUGAAAAACAGCGGCACCAGAUCCGGAAGUGGUGCAUGACGUCACUGGUGUCCUUCGAUUUCUCCAGGUACCCAAAACAUGUGAAAUCUCUGAAACAGCGAGUGGUAAAACCCAUCAUUCUAAAAGAAGUCUUGGAAACCCACCACCGCGUUGUUUGGAUGGACCCCGAGGCUGAUGUGCGGGGAUCACUAACCGUGAUCAGGGAGCACCUGGAAAAAGACUUGAAUUUCUUUCUACUGGACCAAGACAAAGACAUGAGAAAGCGUUCCCACAAGGGGACGUUCAAAUAUUUCCAUAAGAAGAAGAAGGCAUUCAAAGCCAAAUCCUCUUUCUCUGAGCUCGUGAGCGGAUGGGUGAAAGGGAGCGAGGCUCACCGGAAGAUUCUUCUCACGUGGGAGAGGUGUGCACGUGACAUCAACUGCGUGGCGCCCCCUGGGUCCAAUGCACGAAACCACCGCUACACGCAAACCGCGUUGUCAAUUUUGACUUACUCCUCGCGCAUGCGCAUCACCACGCAUAACAGCCUCGUUGCCGUGCAGCGCUACCAGCUAGACCGUAACCCCAGAAACAGCAGUAGGCGGAUUAUUAAUCUCGGGAGACAGAAGAGCAAAGAUUAUAUUACCAUGAUUUGCAGGAAAAAUGAAACGACUUGAUCGAGAUAGUUGCCAUCGCUUUCGUAUCAGUGAAUGUGGCAACAGGAUUAACAGGUGAAAUAGUGAAAAAUGGCGAUAUGUUUUUUCGCUCCUUAAUUCCCAUUCAUUCUUUAAGGAGACGAUAAGAAUUUCACAUAUCAUCAUACAAUUCUUUGUAGUGACCGCUUAUGAGACGCUAUGCAAUAUUUCAUGUGACUAUAAAUUGUUAUUAUAUUAUGGUUUCUAUUCAGAAUAUACACUAACCGAGCAAAAGAAAAAAAAAAAAAAAAAAAAAAAAAGCACCAGUAUGCAUGAGCACUAUUAUUCGGCUAUUCUAUGCAAUAUGAUAUAAGCAACAUUAGAUUGGAAUGGCUUGCGAGAAUAUGACAAAAUAACUAUAA
Messenger RNA from Lingula anatina, 1623 nucleotides. RefSeq lists its product as uncharacterized. Lineage: Eukaryota; Metazoa; Brachiopoda; Lingulata; Lingulida; Lingulidae. The record is from RefSeq and is a predicted model, not a curated record.